UAAUUUCCCCUCGGCAAUGGGGGCUCGUAAAGCAGCCCCAGCAUUUGCAGUUGGAUGCACUGCUAUAUUGAAACCAGAUGCCCAAACUCCAUUAAGUUCAUUGGCAUUGGCUUAUUUGGCAGAACAAGCCGGAUUUCCCCCAGGAGUUUUCAACGUGGUAUUAACCUCAGUGGAAUCAACUCCAAAUUGUGGUAAGAAAUUUUGUGAAUCCCCAUUAAUUAAAAAAAUCAGUUUCACUGGAUCAACCCCAGUUGGUAAAUUAUUAGCCAAUCAAUCAUCAUCCACUUUGAAGAAAUUAUCAAUGGAAUUAGGUGGUAAUGCACCAAUAGUUGUAUUUGACGAUUGUGAUUUAGAUCAAGCAGUAGAACAAUCGGUGGCUUCGAAGUUUAGAUCUUUGGGUCAAACCUGCGUAUGUGCCAAUCGAAUUUAUAUCCAAGCCAACAUCUACGAUAAAUUUGCCGAAAAAUUUGCUGCCAAAGUCAACGCUUUCCAAAUCGGUAAUGGGUUUGAAAAAGGGGUCACCCAUGGUUGUUUGAUCAAUGGUAAAGCCAUUGCCAAGGUCGAAGACCACGUAAAAGACGCCGUGGCCAAAGGUGCUCAUGUUUUAGUUAAAGGUGGUAGAUUGACUCAAUUAGGGGAAAACUUUUAUGCUCCAACGGUAUUAACCAAUAUAAACAAUGAUAUGAAGGUGAUUCACGAAGAAACUUUUGGUCCCUUAGGUGCCUUGGUUAAGUUCGAUACCAAAGAAGAAGUAUUGAAAGUCUGUAAUCAAUCAAACUACGGAUUGGCCGCCUAUGUUUUCGCAACCAAUAUCAACACCAUUUGGUAUAUGACGGAAAAAUUAGAAACCGGAAUGGUCAGUGUCAAUACCGCCGCCUUCACCGACGCCGCCUUACCCUUUGGGGGAGUCAAAGAAAGUGGGUUUGGUAGAGAAGGCUCUUUAUACGGAAUUGACGAUUAUACCGUUAUCAAGAGUAUUAACCUUGGGAAUGUAUAUAACUAAUUUGUAAGGGUCGUUCGGAAGCGAAAAUUUAUUUAGCUAAAAAACGAAUAAACGAGC
Messenger RNA from Hyphopichia burtonii NRRL Y-1933, 1060 nucleotides. RefSeq names its product succinate-semialdehyde dehydrogenase (NAD(P)(+)). Lineage: Eukaryota; Fungi; Ascomycota; Pichiomycetes; Serinales; Debaryomycetaceae. The record is from RefSeq and is a predicted model, not a curated record. The transcript has a single exon. Gene Ontology annotation, molecular function: succinate-semialdehyde dehydrogenase (NAD+) activity. The annotation marks the transcript as partial.